Molecule: messenger RNA, 411 nt
Organism: Protopolystoma xenopodis
Lineage: Eukaryota; Metazoa; Platyhelminthes; Monogenea; Polystomatidea; Polystomatidae
Source: the annotation of a GenBank genome assembly
AUGAGACUGGUAUCCGACCGAGAGUUUUCUUAUUCCGAGAUCGGCUCCACAACGCCCGACGAACAUGCCUCGACAGAGCUCGGUCUGGCUCGGCUCUGGGGCCCGAAUUGGCUAAUGCAGACUUUGCUCCUUUUGCUCCUUUUGCUCCUUUUGCAGGUGAACCAUCUGCCCUGCUCCUUUCAACUCGGCAGGAAAGAUCGGCUCUGGAAGAACCUUUUGAAGAUGCAACAAGUGUACGGCAAAAAAGAUUUCGACUUCAUACCUCAAACCUUCUGUCUCCCCGGCGACCUGGAAGCCCUGAGAAAGGUAUGGGAUGAAGAGGGCAUGCAACAAAAGUGGAUACUUAAGCCGGUGAGUGAAUUAUGUGUUGAAUUUCUGCAUUCAUGUGAUCUUUAUUACUUAUCAUUUUAG